AUGGGCUCUCCAUUCCUCACACUUGGUGCUGUGCUUUGCACCAUGGCAAUGAUUUCUAAUUGGAUGUCACAGACUCUCCCUUUCCUGGUUGGGCUCAAUAUCACAGGACUAAGCUCAGGUAAAGCUUUGACCCAGAUCAGCCCUAGGGAGGGUUGGCAGGUGUACAGCUCAGCCCAAGACUCCGAUGGACGUUGCAUCUGUACUGUGGUGGCACCAGAGCAAAAUCUGUGUUCUAGAGAUGCCAAAAGCAAACAGCUGCGGCAACUGCUGGAAAAGGUCCAUAAUAUGUCCCAGUCCAUAGAGGUGCUGAACCUCCGUACAGAGAGAGACUAUCAGUAUGUGCAGAAGAUGGAAACCCAGAUGAAGGUGGUUAGAGUCAAAUUCAGGCAGAUUGAAGAAGAUCGCAAGACACUUCUAACUCGCCAUUUCCAGGAUCUGAAGGAAAAAAUGGAUGAGCUGUUGCCACUGAUUCCAGUACUAGAGCAAUAUAAAACAGAUGCUCAGCUUAUUACCCAGUUUAAAGAAGAGAUACGGAAUUUAACUGGGAUUUUGACCGCAAUCCAACAGGAGAUUGGAGCAUUUGAUUAUGAAGAGCUGCACCAGAGAGUUCUAGGACUGGAGACAAGGCUCAGAGACUGCAUGAAAAAACUUACUUGUGGUAAAUUAAUGAAGAUUACUGGACCAGUAACUGUGAAGGCCUCUGGACCAAGAUUUGGCGCCUGGAUGACUGAUCCACUUGCAUCUGAGAAAAACAAUCGAGUCUGGUACAUGGAUGGAUUCACAUCCAGGACUGUGCGGGAAUAUAGGUCAGUGGCAGAUUUUGUCACAGGGUCAGAGUCUAGGACUUACAACCUUCCGUAUAAGUGGGCUGGAACUAGCCAUUUGGUAUACAAUGGAUCCCUUUUCUUCAAUAAGUUCCAAAGCAAUAUUGUUAUCAAGUACAGCUUUGCAACAGGAAGAAUACUCAAUCAGCGUAGCUUGGAUAAUGCUGGCUUCAACAAUGUUUAUCCUUACACAUGGGGUGGCCACUCUGACAUAGAUCUGAUGGCUGAUGAGUUUGGCGUUUGGGUAGUAUAUGCCACUAAUCAGAACGCUGGAAACAUUGUCAUCAGUCAGCUGCAACAGGAUACACUGGAGGUUGUAAAGAGCUGGAGUACAGGAUAUCCCAAGAGAAGUGCUGGAGAGUCCUUUAUGAUCUGCGGUACCUUGUAUGUCACCAACUCCCACCUUACUGGAGCCAAGGUCUUUUACUCAUAUUCCACCAAGACCUCCACAUAUGAGUACACAGACAUUCCCUUCCACAACCAAUAUUUUCACAUAUCUAUGCUGGAUUACAACUCACGGGAUCGUGCCCUUUAUGCCUGGAACAAUGGACACCAGGUACUCUUCAAUGUCACUCUGUUUCACAUCAUCAAGACAGAUAAUGACGCAUGAUGUGGAACACAAGCCCUUCUCCAACUGGAACUCUUGCUUGCCUCUGAACAGUUUGUUCAUUCUCUGUUCAUUUUCCUUCUGUCUUAGUAUACUACAUUCAUUUCAUUUAUCCUUUAGAUGUUCACAGUAUAAAUUCCCCUGAGGAUUUCAUAGUUGUGUACUGUACCCUACAAGGUAACGAUUUAAUAGAGCAGGACAUAUUUUCCACCUCCAGCCAUCAGUCAGCACUGUCUGUUCUAUAGACAUGUAGUAUCAAACCAAGCAGAGCCAGGGGUAGAGAAGAAGGGGCCUAGGGCAAAGCAGAAGGCCAAAAACCCCAGCUUCUGAAAUUAACUACAUAAAUCAGAGGUGUUCAACCUUGUUGGACUACAACUACCUUUUGAGAUAGCUGUAGGAUAGACACCUAAGAUAAUAAUAUAAUAAACAUUGUUUGAGCACAUGCUAAGGAAAUUUAUAUAUGGGAAACUAUUUCUGCACUAUUUCUUGGUUAAUCCCACCUGUGGUUAGAAAGGAUUUAUAUGGACAAUAGCUGUUACAGUGGAGGCCCAUGGGUUUUAUGCAGCCCUCCAAGAAUUUUUUAUGAUCCCCAGUCUGGUCGUGAGUCCCACUGAUGUCUUUGGAGCACAUGAUCAUUAAAUUAUAUACUGUAUCAUAGUGAAAAGUAGCUCUCUAAAUUGAGACAUAGUCAUAUAAAGGUGACUAAAUGGUAAUGAUGAUGCUAAUAACUACUAUGUGUACAAUCAAAUAAGUCAAUAUAAUAUGAACGGUUUCCUUAUAUUAAUCAAACAUAAUUAACGGUGCCAUCGCCUUUAUAUUUAUAUAUUAUUUCUUGUUCUUGCAUUUUAACAGGCCUUGGUGCCAUAUUUAGUUUGAUGAAGAAGAGAUAUUUAUUUAUGGUUUCAGCUCAAUUGUAAUGAAUUAAGAAUUGGAUUUGGGGCUAGGUUUAUUAAAUUAGAUUGAAUUUAGUUCUUAAGCUUUUGAUACCUUGACCUGACCUGAUAUGAAUACUCUAUUUCCAAAUAGAUAUAAAGUGCCUGUCUGUGCGAUUCUCAUACUAAAUAUUCUCAAGAUGCUGGCACAGGUUAAUUAGUAAUACAGUUUCACUGAAGCAGAAUUUGUGCCUGACAUAGCCAGCCCCAGCAUAACUGUAUGUACACAAUAUUAUAGUAUGAGGCUAUCAUUCAAAUCCACAUCAAGCAUUAAUGUUUAAUAUCAUGACUAUAUACAGUAAUUCAGAGUUGUGGCCCAAAUCCAGCAUUUUAUCCCAUAAACCUCAAGGGGUGAUGGGUCUGAUGCAAUUGUGACCAUUGUGCCAAAUUCCUUGUAGUUGUGCAUGCACUUCAAUGCAAAUCAGACACAGAGUGAAUGCAACUAUAAGAAAAGCAAGUAACUUAAUGAAUGGGAUGUUCCAAGAGUAGGAGGUGAUUGGAAUCACUUCUAGGAGCAGGGGCUACUUAACAGGUCAUAAUAAAGCUGUGGUGCCAAGUUCAGCAUAAAAUGACCAGGACCAGUGUUUUUAUUGAAGAAAGGUAGCCCUGGCCUAGAGUAGGAGCAGGGGCUACUUAACAGGUCAUAACAAAGCGACAGUGGCAAGUUCAGCAUAAAAUGAGUAGGACCAGUGUUUUUAUUGAAGAAAGGGAGCACUGGCCUAGAGUAGGAGGUGAUUGGAAUCACUGGGGCACUCCCUUCCCAGUAAUUGUAGCUUUCAUUUUCCUGUUAAAACACAUGUAAUUGAACACCAUGCAGUGCAAUCACAAAAAAUACAUUUUACCUGGUGUCAAUGUAGCAAUGUCUAGUGUAUGCCAAUGCCUUUUUUACACAGCUGUAUAAAUAAAUAAUAAAUAGUCUAUUAUUUGUCCAAGCAACUCCUAAUACAGAGCAGCAGUAAAAAUGACUAGGAUUUAACCUUUUGGCUCUGCACAGAAAGUACAUGAUGGGUGAUACUGUCAUCGAUAAAAUGACAAUUUCCCACUGGAAAGGUGUGAAUUCCACAUAGCACAUUUAAUGAACCUUGAUUUAGGGUUUUCUUUGAUCUGCAUCUGACAGGGACAAGGAAGAACAACACCAUAGUGAUUGUAUUGGUUUUCUACUUCAACAAAUGUUUGCGUAGACCAGGAGAAGGGAGAGAACCAAAGAGUGUUCUGAGAGCAGAUAACCAGUAGCAAUAGAAAGAGCCAUUAUAUUUAUUCUUAAUCAUUUUCUGAAUGGAAUCUUUGUAGAGCAGGAGCGGUUACGUUUUUGAGCUUUUUCAUUUCAUCCAAUCACAGGUAUUGCCCAAAGCACAGAAGAGGUUAAGCAGGGCCCUAGCAUUUUCUCUGAAAUUUUAUCACUGAAUUAUCUGGUGGCAAGUUUAAUGAUCUGUAAUUAUAAAACCCUGAGGCGGUCUCAGCUAAUAAAUCAUAACGAUGGACAAUUAUCUGGUCCAUUAAUUCAGACAAAUCUAUUAAUGCCGUCUGAGCGUGACAAAGUGACUGCGUAACGUGUCAGUCUCCCACCUGAUAAAACAACACUAGGGUUAUUAGAAGAAACAUGAAAUGAAUGUAAUUGCUAAAAAGUGUCUUCCUCUUCAACUUCUUGCAUUUGAUCUGAAAAUGCGGGGGAGAUCGGUAGAUGUUCAGUAGAUGAGGGCUCAGCGCAAAACAGAUUUUUUAUAAGAUAGAACUGGCCAAUGCUUGGUUUUUAAGCUCCUUGCAUUUGAUCUGAAAAUACGGGAGAGAUUGGUAGACGUUCAGUAGAUGAGGGCUCAGCGCAAAACAGAUUUUUAUAUAAGGUAGAACUUGCUACAAAUCCUAGCAACCAACAAAACUGGCUGUUGGGGGGGAGAACAACAACUGAAAGAGUACAAGUUAUGUUAUGUAGCUUUCCUAGUGUUUUUGCCCUACUAAAUCUCCCAUACCUACAGCUGCUGCUCUUUGGGGGCCCUACCAUAUCCGCAGGCCAAGAGCAGUCACCUCUAUUUACUGCCCCCUAAAGACAACUCUGCUAAAGAUGGAUAUAAUGAAUGUGUUGCAUUACCCCAAUUGUCAUCCAUAUAAUGUGUGUUUGUUUUGCAGUCUCAAUUUAUUCAUAUUUAAUUUUAAUGUACAGUAUCCUUAACUCGUCUUUGUUUAUUGCCUUUGUAUGUUUUGAUUUCAUUCAGUAUACAGUAUCUCUGUAACCAUAUCUCCUCCUUUCCAUGGUCAUAUCUUAUCAUCUGCAUUCUCCAUGCGAUCUAAUAUUCCCAUCAAGAUCACUUGGAGAAGAGACAUCUAAGCCCAUUAAGGAUGGGCCAGUGACUAAACUGGAUUUAUUUGCCUUAUCCUCUACUCACAUAGGUGGGCCAAAAAUAUACAGUAUGAUCUGCUUUCAUCAGAUGAUUAACUUUCCCAGUAAAAAGAUUUUUUUUCUGCUGCCAGAGGGGACACCAGCGUUUGUCUUAGUGGAUUCAGAGAUAGGUAAAGGUUUAACUGUCUCACUGCUGGAAGCUUUGAAACAAUUUUAUAUUUUGACUGGGCUACAUAACAUACAGUAAAUGGGCACAAAGUGCCAUGUAUAUUCUACAAAGUGGAAAAUCAUCUCGGUUCUAUUUUAUAUCAUAUUAUAUACCUAAUGGUAUGAUUCAGCAAGAGUGGGCACAGUUAUGUUGUAGAGCAACACAUUAUUAUAUUAAUCACCUCUGUCAGUUGUUGUGUGUAUACAAGUAGUAUAUAUGCAUACAUUUGCAAUGUGAUUCAUUAGGUGUGUAUAUCACGGAUCAGUAAUAUCUGAGGAAUCCACUAGCAGAGCCAUGGUGGGUUUGUACUGCAGCUCAGCAAUAGAUGGAAUGCAGUUGCUUGUUGUCUUGUGAUGUAAUAUUUUGACUCUAAUUAGCAGUGUGUUUAAUGCAGCUGCAUAGGGGCAGGGUAUAUACAGGGCCCGUUAUAUCGUACAACAUUGCUUUCCCAAAAGAAGGCGAUGGGGUCAUGACAUAAAUCCUUAUUCUAUGUACAGAUUUAUUCCAUGCUAUAUGCCACUUUCCUUUAGAAAAUAUACCUGGUGCAAUUGGCAAAAAUUGGUGCAAUCUUUUUUAA
This is a messenger RNA of Xenopus laevis (African clawed frog), 5483 nucleotides long. It is a transcript of the gene olfm3.S, whose product is annotated as olfactomedin 3 S homeolog. Gene Ontology annotation, cellular component: extracellular region; synapse. Gene Ontology annotation, biological process: signal transduction. The record is from RefSeq and is a predicted model, not a curated record. The coding region runs from base 1 to 1434 and encodes 477 amino acids. Lineage: Eukaryota; Metazoa; Chordata; Amphibia; Anura; Pipidae. The transcript is spliced from 6 exons.